Messenger RNA from Toxorhynchites rutilus septentrionalis, 832 nucleotides. Its product is annotated as ARL14 effector protein. NCBI's taxonomy places the organism in Eukaryota, Metazoa, Arthropoda, Insecta, Diptera, Culicidae. Bases 155 to 691 code for a protein of 178 amino acids. Gene Ontology annotation, cellular component: intracellular membrane-bounded organelle. The transcript has a single exon. The record is from RefSeq and is a predicted model, not a curated record.
CUCACCUGUAGUAAUUGUCAAAACACGUUGGCCAAAUGAUUCUUGUUUUGAAUGCGGUGAUGCUGUCUGAAAGCGUUUGUUGUGUAGCAAUUGUUUAGCAUAUCAAACAUCUCACAGAGUGAUAUAUUUUUUGUGAUUAAAUAUUCAUCCCGACAUGGACGAGUGCGUUGAAAUUGAAUCGUCCGAUGAGGAGCACAUUGAACAGGGUAGUCGGGAAUACGAGCGAAUCGGCAUUUCAUCGGCAUCCUCAUCUCCGCAGCCUCAGCAGAUACAGGAACGAACGAACACACCUGUUUCAGCGAAUCUUCGAAACUCCAAUCUGGCUGCGAAUCGUACUCGACGGUAUGAGUCCGGUCAGCUGAAAAAGCUAGAGACGGAUCCGAAAUUCUUGGCCAACUUUAAUCCGGAAACAUCGAGACGGGAGAAGCGGAAGCUGAACAGGAAGUCGACUCCGUUGGUGGUGCCCAAAACAACCGGUAUCUACAAUGAGAAAGGAAUUCAUCGGGACAGCGGUCGUGAUAUGUGUGACUGUUUAGAUCUCGGUUGCUCUGGAUGUCAUUUUCCGUGUCAGUGUUGUGGAAGCGCAAAGUGUGGGCCACAUUGCCGUGUCACACGAAAGUGGAUGUAUGAAACUAUUGAACAUGAUGCAAAAGAUCUCGUAAUAAAAAAUAAGUUGCUGUCGAGGAAGUAACAAUGAGCCUAGAUUAAUGAUUAUUUUAUUUUCUCUAUUUAUGAUGUGUGAAAACGUGUUCUCUUAAUUAAUGUAAAUCUUGGUAUAUAAUAUAAAUAAAGUGUACGAAUUCAAAAUGAAUAAAUCAACUUUAAUUUACAA